AUGUUCUCCAAGACCGCCAUCGCCCUACCUCUGGCCGCCUCGCUCCUUGAGCAGGUCAGCGCCUUUAGCUUCCACCGUCACCAGCACGCCGCCCAGAAGCGCGAAGUCGUCUGGCACACUAAAUUUGAAUUCCAGACCGUCUACGUCACUGCUGGCGCCGACGCGCCCGCCCAGACCGCGAACGCCUUUGUUCAGGACAGCCAGCCCGAGGCUGUCGCCGUCACCCCUAGCGUGCCUACUGCGGCCCCCGAGCCCCCCGCGGCCCCGGCUCAGACGACUCUGUCCACCGCUGUCAAGCCUUCUUCGACUUCGACCGCUUCUAGCGGCGGUCUAGGCGUCUCUAAGCAAGGCAUCGCCUACAAUGAGGCCUCCCUGGCCAACACCUUCAAGAACAACUGCAACAAGAAGGGCUGCGGCUGGGCCUACAACUGGGGCUCCAACCCUGGCGACCUCAGCAAGGAUGUCGAGUAUGUCCCUAUGCUCUGGGGUGACUUGCCUAUUCACACUUCCCACUGGGACGCCGACGCCGAGGCUGCUCUUUCCAAUGGUGCCAAGGCUCUCUUGAGCUUCAACGAACCCGACAUGCCUUCCCAGGCCAACAUGGACGCCGCCACCGCCGCCGCUGCUCACGCGAAGUAUUUUGCCAAGUACAAGGGCCGCGCUCAGAUCGGUGCCCCCGCCGUCUCCAACUCCAACUUGGAUAACCAGGGUCUUCCGUGGCUCAAGAACUUCGUCGCUGCCUGUAACGCCAACUCUGACUGCCACUUUGACUUCUGCCCUGUUCACUGGUACUCCCCCGCUGAAGCUGUUGACACCCUCUUCACCCACCUCGCGGAGGCCAGCAAGAUUUGCGGAAACAAGCCUGUCUGGCUCACCGAGUUCGCUCCCACUGGCAGCGACGAGCAGAUCGCCGCGUUCCUCAAGACUGUCCAGCCCAAACUUGACUCUCUCGAGUACGUCCACGCCUACUCCUACUUCUUUGUUGCCCAGAACUUCCUGAUGAGCUCCGCCAACACCCUGAGCUCCAUCGGCAACGCCUAUGCUGCCAUGGCCAACUAA
Messenger RNA from Beauveria bassiana ARSEF 2860, 1059 nucleotides. RefSeq names its product glycosyl hydrolase 53 domain-containing protein. Gene Ontology annotation, biological process: fungal-type cell wall polysaccharide metabolic process. Lineage: Eukaryota; Fungi; Ascomycota; Sordariomycetes; Hypocreales; Cordycipitaceae. Gene Ontology annotation, cellular component: fungal-type cell wall. Bases 1 to 1059 code for a protein of 352 amino acids. The transcript has a single exon. The record is from RefSeq and is a predicted model, not a curated record.